CCCACCUGUUCAAACAUGGAAGCGCUGUAUAUAAUGACUGGGAAAUUCGCUGCGUGGAUUAAGUUCGGUGAAACGGUUCAGCAAGGAUGGCACUUUUAAUGCGGUUAGCCGUUCUAGCGAUUUCAGUUGGCCACGUGGUGUGGGGACAAUGUACUGUGCCUAUAAGCUAUUUCUCAUCGAAAGGCCCUGUGCUUUUUAGAGAUAAAGAGUAUAUGGUUCCCAACGCUCUGGGAUACUUAAAGUGGGACAAGGGUGAAAGAAUAACCAUUUCAUGUGACGACUCCACUUUUAGGGGCACUGAUAAAAAUAAGGCAAGCAUGACGUGCUCCACAAAAGAAACCUUCAGCAUUCUCGGAAUUCCUGACAUAAGGAAAUUACCUAGAGAAGAUGUCAAAGAUUUAGUUUGCUCGCCACAACCUUCAGGAAGCUUCCAAAAGGGUGAAAAAUGUGCCAACAAUAAAGGUACAAUAUACCAGUUUGGUUUUAAGGGUCCUGCCGGUCUUGGCCUUAAACCUCUCGUGCCUCUCAUCAGUGUGUGUUACGACGAGGCCGCUUACUCGCCAAUCUAUGCCAUGCACAUCCUGCGUGGAGGAAGUAUCGGAAAAGCCCCACCUGGCGGACGGAUUGCAUUCCGGCAAGAUGGUAUUCCGGAUGGCGUAGAACCAGCGGUUGCAUUACUGAAAGAAUCGUCACAAGCGCGACUGAUUGAUCUUUUGGGAAAGAAAAAGGCAGCACAAUACACCAGUAAAGACUACCUGGCACGUGGUCACCUGAGUCCGAACAGUGACGGAAUAUUUCCAGCGUGGCGUAGGGCUACGUUCUUCUACAUGAACGUCGUUCCACAGUGGCAGACCGUCAACAACGGCAACUGGGUGCGGGUGGAGGCCGCAGUUCAGGAUAAGGCGGAAGCCUUGGGUCGCGAUCUUACGAUCUACACCGGUGCGCACGAUAUCUUGACCCUGGAUAACGUGCCCAUAACUUUGGAAGCUAAGGGCAUCCAGGUGCCAAAGUGGACCUGGAAAAUCGUCAAAGAUGGCGCGAUGGACGAAGCCAUCGCGUUCGUGACCAGCAAUAAUCCGUUCCGGACCGCAAAGGAGACGAUUUGUACGGACAUUUGCCAGGCUAGCGGAUGGUACAAGGCGGAAUUUGCGAACCUUGCGAUUGGUUAUACUUAUUGCUGUAAGGUUAGUGACCUGAUGAAGGCCGUCGGUACCAUCCCGAAGGAAGCAAAUGCGAAAAAUAUCCUGAAAGCCAAAUAAAGUAACAGGUAUGCUUAAGCCUCAUCUACAAUCAAACUUACGCAAACU
This is a messenger RNA of Culex quinquefasciatus (southern house mosquito), 1307 nucleotides long. RefSeq lists its product as uncharacterized. The record is from RefSeq and is a predicted model, not a curated record. Gene Ontology annotation, biological process: apoptotic DNA fragmentation. Gene Ontology annotation, cellular component: nucleus; mitochondrial inner membrane. NCBI's taxonomy places the organism in Eukaryota, Metazoa, Arthropoda, Insecta, Diptera, Culicidae. Gene Ontology annotation, molecular function: single-stranded DNA endonuclease activity; metal ion binding; nucleic acid binding. The transcript has 5 exons. Bases 87 to 1259 code for a protein of 390 amino acids.